Messenger RNA from Syzygium oleosum, 1135 nucleotides. Its product is annotated as protein SODIUM POTASSIUM ROOT DEFECTIVE 2. Lineage: Eukaryota; Viridiplantae; Streptophyta; Magnoliopsida; Myrtales; Myrtaceae. The record is from RefSeq and is a predicted model, not a curated record. Gene Ontology annotation, molecular function: metal ion binding. The transcript has 3 exons. Bases 120 to 887 code for a protein of 255 amino acids.
CUUUAAAAGCAAGAGUGGUUGCCCUCGCUAAGAAGCUCUUUGUCUCUUUUUAGUACUCCUUAUCUCACUUGCUUAUCUGAAACCAUAUUUCAUCAUCUUCUUCUCCAAAAGAGAAAAAAAUGAAGAGAAUGGAUCUGUUCUGUGCAUCGCCCGCGUCCACUGCGAUAUGCACGAGCUUGGACCAACGUUCUAUGGUCCGACACGGAACCACUAGGCCCAUCGACCGCCACAACCGACACCACCCCCACCACCCCCACCACCACCACCAGCUUCGAGAUCGCCGGAAACACCACCUGAUCACCGGGCACGUGCCUUGUUCCUCCCACCAACUGCCCUUCACUCCGAGGCCUUAUUCCGAAAAGCCCAGGAAGAGCACUGGCUCGUCGUCCACGAAGCUGAUCACCAGUAGCGAUCACAACCAGCACAUCCGCAGGAAAAGCUCAGCUGACGUUUACGACCUCGCGAGUGGCACCCCUCAUGGUUCAGCCAGAUAUUUGCUGAGCGACAGGCCCUUCGUCGACUGCGUUUCAGAGUCGGCUCGGGUCUCGUCCGCAUUGGUACCCGUUCCACAAGUCAAUAACGAGACGAAGUGCCAGGUCGGGUCCAACGAUUCUCCAUCUCUCAAAGCCUCUAAUUCGGCUCGCUCUCGCGACCAGGUUGUGGUUUUGAGUGUGUCGCUGCACUGCAAGGGAUGUGAGAGCAAAGUGAGGAAACACUUGUCGAAAAUGGAAGGAGUGACGUCGUUCAGCAUCGACAUGGAGACGAAGAAAGUGACGGUGAAAGGAGACGUGACGCCUUUAGGUGUUCUGACCAGCGUCUCUCGGGUGAAGAAUGCUCAGCUCUGGCCAUCUUCGACAACCUCUUCUUCACCUUCAUGGUCCUCCUGACCUAAUCAAAUCCACUGAUUAGUCUCUGAUGAUAUUUCCCUUUCUGUCUAAAUGAAUUCCCAGGUUAGAGUUCCUAGAAGAGCCCCCGUGUGUGUAAUUUUUCCAUAAAUCUCAAACAUGUAUGGCCGUGCUUUGUAAAUUAUAUUUGAAAAGAAACGUUGUGUGUCCACAUGGUCAGAAUCUUGAUCUAUGUACAUGUUUGAAUUAAAGAUAGUAAAAAAGACCUUAGAGGUCUGCUUGGUAUUGGC